Tachysurus vachellii is the source of this 1562-nucleotide messenger RNA. RefSeq lists its product as uncharacterized. The transcript is spliced from 6 exons. The record is from RefSeq and is a predicted model, not a curated record. Lineage: Eukaryota; Metazoa; Chordata; Actinopteri; Siluriformes; Bagridae. Bases 308 to 1081 code for a protein of 257 amino acids. Gene Ontology annotation, biological process: response to bacterium.
UCCUGACAGCCGAGAAAACAGUUCCACAAUGAUGGAGUUCCUGGUUUUAACUCUGUUCUGACUGGUAACUUCUCUAUAUUCAUCCUUCAUCUAUUCAUUUCAGCUCUAACAGUCAGGACAGUAGAUUAAAGUAACUAAUAAACUAAUGAGUUAUAAGAAUAAAUGUGAGAAUAUAAAAUGAGAUUUCAGAAGCUUAUUGAACACCAGAACAGAACAGGAGACAGGAUGUAGAGUCUCGUGGCUGAAGAAGUUAAACCGGAAAACAGCAGAAACAGAAGACUUUUUAUUUCACUAAGUGUCUGUUCACAUGUUCAGUGGAGGAUGUGUGUUAGACAUGGCAGAGUUCAUGAGUGGGUUUAAUCUACAGCUGAUGAUUGGUGUCAUCAGUCUGAGUCUCCUUCAGAACAUUUCAGCUGAUCUGUUAUCUGUUGAUCCUGGAGAAAACGUCACUCUGUUCUGUAACAUCACUAAUUAUUCAGAGAUAUCGUGGUAUCACAUGAACUCAGCAGAUGUGAGGCAGAUUAUAUCGACCACACAAGGGAAAGUGAACAAACACUUUUAUAUUGUUUAUAAUGAGGAUAAAAAUCACUUUACUGUAACAGAAAGCAGCAGUUCAGUCAGUUUAGUGAUUAUUGGAGUUAGAGACACAGAUCUGGGAUUUUAUUACUGUGGAGGUCGAAACAAGGAACACAUUCAGUUUGGGAAAGUCAUCAGUCUGAACUUUACAGGUGGCAGCAGAAAUGAGACUCGUUCUUCAUCAGAGGAUUCAGAUUCACACCAGACUGGAGGAACUGAGAACAUCUGGAUUAUACAUAUGAUCAUAAUGUUUGUGUGCUCCAUCUCUGUCCUAAUAAUCAUCAUCUGCAUGUGUGUGUUCUGCAGCAGGGUGGAAGGAAAAUUAUCAUCAUCAUUAUCAUCAUGCUGCAGUCACGACACCAGCUCCACUGAACAGGACGAAAAGAUUCAUCAUGACAGUUCGCUGUAUGACAGAAAGUUCACAGGAUCUGUUAAGAUCAACAAAGCUUCAGAUUUGGACUGUGUGACUUACGUAACCUUCACCUCACAGCCACAGAGACACUGACCUACAGGCAGGACUGAGAUGUUGUAAAUCCCUGGAGAUCCAUCCUCAUGUCAUGAUCUUGAGAUUAAUCUGGAGAACUCUCAGAUCACAUGGACUGAUGUACUAGAUCAGACUUACUUUUCUAACUAACCUAAUAAAAAUGUGUUCUGUCAGUUUGUGGUUAUUUAUAAUUAUAUACAAAUGUUGACAAUAAAAUUUUGCCCCAUAAAGUGACCCAUAUUAGGUAACAUUUGCAGUAAAUGCAAUAUUUGUCUGUAUAAAUUAAGACCUAAAUUAAACAUUAAGAUAAUUAUUAUGGUGUAAAUGAGGAGUAGGUGGGAUACAGGAUUAAAUGGUUUUAAAAAUUAAAAAUCUUUGAUAAAACAGAACAUAAUCUAUGCAUUUUUUUUAUUUUCAUGAUAAUCUUGUUUUAAUGUUUUCCUUCUUAUCUUAAAGUAUUAAAAAUGUUUCAUUAGAAGAGUUUUUUGAAUAAAUGUGACAA